Molecule: messenger RNA, 1922 nt
Organism: Penaeus chinensis
Lineage: Eukaryota; Metazoa; Arthropoda; Malacostraca; Decapoda; Penaeidae
Exons: 13
Coding region: 146-1480 (444 amino acids)
Source: RefSeq, a predicted model, not a curated record
AGAGAGGAAAAGCUUAAGCUCUGAGAAGAAUCACUUGUCUUCGAAGCCCCGAGUUGCUAUCAUUCGCUCGACGGACUCUUGGUCGAACCUCUUCUUUUCUUCGUUAGAUAUACACAAUCCACAGCGGACGUGUGGUUAUCGAAACAUGAAGGUGAUAAUAACGUUGGCAGUGGUGUUCCUCUCCCUUAUCCAGCUUUCAGUUAAUGACACUCCGGCAUCCCCUUGUGACGUCACAGCCAUCUCGGUUAAGCCAGUCCAUCACCAACUCCGUGUUUACUAUAAUCUGACACUGAACGACGAGGCUAAUUGCCCGGAAGAUCGAAAAUUCCUUAUUUACUCUGUGAAUAAGAGAUCCAGUUAUGUGAACCAUGUAAAUGGCAGUAAGUCAUCUAGCGUGGAACUAAAAGGAGAGGGGAAGUUUUGGCUGGAAUGGCUAAACAGCUCCAGUAAACCGGAAGUAAGAUCAGCUGAUUUUUGGAUGCCGGGGAAUCAGGUCAACACGUCGUACCGAGUCUUGGGAUAUAGAUCGGACAUGAUUCACUUCCACAUGGUAGAUGAAUAUGAUCGCGUUAAGUACGCGGUUAUCGGGAUUUAUAAGGUUUUAGUCGACAAGAUGGUGUUCAUCGAAAACGUGACAGGGAACUCAACCGACGUGUUGAAGGAAAACCUUUCACCAAACGACUGUUAUAUAUUCGAGCUGACGCCCGUAUUUUGGAGUUCCAAGAUUAAAUACAAAGCCGAAUUGUAUACGGAUUACAUGCGUUGCGCUAUUAUCAGGCAAGGUUUUCCUGGAAGGCCACUGCGCCUCACCCAGCCUCUGUCAGACACGAUAAAGGUGACAAUACCCGUUGUUGUUUUGCUGGUGGGGUUGGUGUCCGCAGCGUCCGUUGUCAUCGUGAGGAAACUGAGUGCGAGAGAUGCAGCCGUAUUAGCAGAGGACGAUGAAGCGAGAAUGCUCUCCAGCCAAGCGACACGGCCGGAACUCCUGGUGAUUCACGCCCGCGAACCGAUGUACCGGCUUCACCACGACUACACACUGCGGCUCAUGGAUCAGCUGAGAAUUCACUGCAACGCGAAGGUGCACGACAUCUGGGACUUCCGUGACCCCCGCUGGUUGCAGGACCCGAAUGGCUGGCUGCAGCGCGUCCUGGCCUACACCUCCGACGUCAAGGUCCUCCUGGUCAUGUCCCCGCGCGUCGUCUCCGUUAUGAAUGCCAUCGUUGAUCAUCGUAGCCCGCGAGAUUUGGUCGAUCUCGAAGAGGGAAGCAAGGAAAGGGGUUUCCUGCAGAUGGUUUCCAGCAUCAGGAAGCUGCUGGAUAAGGAUCUCUUUGAUAAUUAUGACCGUGUCUACGUUGUCAGAUUCAGCAGUUUAUGGGACAAAGACGAAGAUAUUCUCAGCGUCAUAACUGGGAGUCGACGAUUCUGUCUACCGGAACACACCGAAAAUUUAUUCGAAGAAAUUGGUUUUGAGAGUAAUUAAGCGAUUAGAUCAUUAAUUAAGCUGGUGAAUAAGGCAAUUACGAGAUUAGAUUGACCAAUUAAACUGGUGAUCAGAACCAUUAGAAGAUUAAAUUGAUCACUAAACUAGUGCUUAGAAUAGACACUUAACUGGUGCUUAAAGCGAUUUGGAGAUUAAAUUCAACACUAAACUGGUGCUGAGAACGUUUAGGAGACUUGAAUAAUAAAACUAUUUCCAGGCACAUCAUAACAGAUUGAAUGAAAAUGAUUAAGUACUGUUAGGUUAUGCAAUAAGCGUAUCUGAUUUUUUCUUUUUUUUUUUUGUGUAUGAAAUUUAUAAUCAGGUGUAUCUAGUGGUAUUUAUUUCAUGUCCUCGGCUUUCAUGCUUCGUUUAGAACAAGAUUUUGUUUCGUGAAUGCCAAUGUACAUAUGCAUUACGCUGUGAUACUGAUAAAUAAAUGAAU